AUGGCCCGCAUAUCCCUACCUUCUUUGGACUCCUCCCUUCCAGGGAUACCCCAGAGUGUGCUGGCUGUUUCCAUGGAAACUAAGUACCAAUGCCAGCAGUGUCACCAGGUCCUGAGAAAGCCGGUCCAGGCUCAGUGUGGACAUCGUUUCUGUGUCCAUUGUUUCAAACUGCUCACCAGGUAGACUACUGGAGCUCUUUCCUCAUCCCCACUACAGGCUCUGCAAACCCCCACCCUUCCUCAAGUUCCCCUUACUUUAUUUAACCCUUUCUCACUGGGCAUGCUGCUCCACCCCACCAAGUCCUGCUGUAGCUAUAGCACUGCAGUGUCUCUCUGUGGUGGUGGUGUUGUUGUUGGUUCCUUGUCUCCCAUCAGCAUCUCGCCCUUCCACUUACCUCAGCCCCUGUCAGGAUGAGUCGGCACGGGAUGCUGUGUGUCGGUCUGUGGUGGGUGUAUGUUAGGGUUGGGCGGUAUCCAAAUGUCCAUCCCUCCAUACCAUGCCUGUGACAUACCGGGAUAUAUGGUAUUACCGGUAGUGCACACAAGGCAACAUUUUCUAAUGUUAGUUAAGUGGCUAACGUUAGCUUGCAAGAUCAAGCUUCUUGGUAACAGCAGCAGAGACAAUCCCCUCCUGGAUUAAGAUAAUAUUUGUUUUGUGCAUGCUGCGUUUUGAGAUACUUGCAUAACUUUAUGUGCUGGGUUGUCUGUCCUAGUAGUAAAUGUUUGCAUACGCUCGUUAGCAUUUACCUAGCAUCUCUAUGAGAAUUCCUUAGUGCUUGUUAGCAUUCUGGUAAGCAAUGUUUUUGGGGCUUUUUGUACGCUUGAAAAUGCAAGUUAGCAAAACCCUGCUGGAGAGAAUAUAUUUGGCACAUCUUAGAUAGUGAACUUAAUAGUUAUAAGAUAUAUAGCUGGCAAACAUUAGUAGUGAAUUUCAUACAAGUGUAACUUGAUCACCUUACCUAAGUUGCGCUGCAGAGAUGACUCACCUCAAGAAGCUCCCAUUUUUCUCAUUGUGCUUCUUUGUAAACAAACACACGUGACUGGUUCAAACCGCUGUUUUGGGAAACUAGUACCGGUAAGCAUCAUAAUGAAAAAGUUUCAUAAUUAAAAAUUAUGAAGCGUGUGCUGCACGACAGUGAGUGACUCACAAGGCUCCGGUCUCUCAUCGUUGGGUGCUUGUAAAAAAAACACCAAAUGACUGGGGACUACUGUAAGGUGAAAUGAAGAACGCAAUGUUCUUUAUCUCCUAACGUUUUGCACAAGUAGCUACAAAUAUUCAAAUGUAUAAAAAAAAACUUCAAAUAAAUAGUUUCAACGGUAUUGAAAACCAUCUCAUGGCUUUUUCCAAAUACCCCAUUAUCCGGUAUACCGCCCAAGCCUAGGGUGUGGUAGCCAGUCAGAUUAGCACUAAUGCAGGGCCAACUUCGACUGGAACUGUCUGGAAUGGAUCUUACCUCUGGUGGUGCAACACUGGACCAAGCUGCUCUUGCUGAUUCCUACUAAAGAUGUCUACUCACUGGGAGUUUAACUAUGUCUCCACCUCACACUGCAGCUAAUUCUAUUUAUUUGUGUUUUGUUAAUUUCAUUAUAACACUAACUUUGGGCACAUUUUUUUCUUCUGUGAUUCCCCCUUCUUUUUAGCAAUGAUCUUAAAGUUUUGUCACACCUUUAGUCCUUUAAAGAGAAGUGGAAUCAUGGAAGUUUUUAUACUUCACCUGCUGCUACAAAUAAUAGAGCAAUGUUUUUGCCCCUUUUAAUUUGCCCACUUGAAUAACAAUUGUGCAGUGGAAUGGAAAGAAGAUGGAGUGAAGCAUUUCUUAGUUACAGGAUGUCCUGAUUAUCAUCUGAUUAUUAUUGGUAUGUUCAAGACUGGGCAUGCAUUUUUUACUUGCGAAGUGACAUCAUUGUCAGAGAUCAGACUACGUAGAAUCUACACAGGAAAGAACAACAAUAAGUGAAAGUGUACGUGGAAGCCUGGAAGGUAAUUGUAAAUACUGGAUGGGCGAUUAGUUGUUUAUAAGGAGAAACGGACAUUCGAGUUACGAACCUUCACUGUCACAGUUAAUUUAAUAUGAUACAUUUCACUACAAUUCAGGUCAAAUACAUUGUACUUGAAGUGCUGAUGUUGAAAUUCAAGAGUCAGUCAUUUAGUAAUCUAUCCCAGGAAUUUACUUCAAUUUGUAAUCCUAUUUCGGUUGAAACUCACUAGAAAUUCCAGUUGCCACAUGUCAGUUGCUAAGAAUUGAAUGUGGAGUGGUUUGAACAUAGCUAGAUGGUCGUGGUUGGUUAUCUAAAUGCGUACCGCAGAGUUAGUGGUUUCUAGUGGGUCUACAAUCUUUUUUUGAGUUAUGAACCCACACAGAAAACUCAUAGGGGAACUAUUUAGAGUGCACAUGAUCUCCAUUCACAGCCCUCCUCCGUCUACUGGUGGUCUGACUCCUUCACACUAAAUCCUCUCAAUCUGUUUAUUUGUUUGAAUCUUUGUGUUGCCUUGCAUACUGAUGUGCAUGUCCUUGUAUGUCUUGUCCGUGCCCACUAAUUAUAGUAUUCUUAAUACCUAUUAUUACAAUGUCUUGCUAUGGAUCUCGUUAGUCAAGUCUUGAUAUGACUUGCCCAUUUGUGUUUAUAUGACAGCUUUGCACACUCUUGGCAUUCUCUCAACCAGCUUCAACUGGAAUGCUUUGCCAACAGUCUUGAAGGAGUUCCCACAUACAGUGGGGAAAAAAAGUAUUUAGUCAGCCACCAAUUGUGCAAGUUCUCCCACUUAAAAAGAUGAGAGAGGCCUGUAAUUUUCAUCAUAGGUACACGUCAACUAUGACAGACAAAAUGAGGAAAAAAAAUCCAGAAAAUCACAUUGUAGGAUUUUUAAUGAAUUUAUUUGCAAAUUAUGGUGGAAAAUAAGUAUUUGGUCAAUAACAAAAGUUUCUCAAUACUUUGUUAUAUACCCUUUGUUGGCAAUGACACAGGUCAAACAUUUUCUGUAAGUCUUCACAAGGUUUUCACACACACGGUUGUUUGGUAUUUUGGCCCAUUCCUCCAUGCAGAUCUCCUUUAGAGCAGUGAUGUUUUGGGGCUGUCGCUGGGCAACACGGACUUUCAACUCCCUCCAAAGAUUUUCUAUGGGGUUGAGAUCUGGAGACUGGCUAGGCCACUCCAGGACCUUGAAAUGCUUCUUACGAAGCCACUCCUUCGUUGCCCGGGCGGUGUGUUUGGGAACAUUGUCAUGCUGAAAGACCCAGCCACGUUUCAUCUUCAAUGCCCUUGCUGAUGGAAGGAGGUUUUCACUCAAAAUCUCACGAUACAUGGCCCCAUUCAUUCUUUCCUUUACACGGAUCAGUCGUCCUGGUCCCUUUGCAGAAAAACAGCCCCAAAGCAUGAUGUUUUCACCCCCAUGCUUCACAGUAGGUAUGGUGUUCUUUGGAUGCAACUCAGCAUUCUUUGUCCUCCAAACACAACGAGUUGAGUUUUUACCAAAAAGUUAUAUUUUGGUUUCAUCUGACCAUAUGACAUUCUUCCAAUCCUCUUCUGGAUGCACUCUAGCAAACUUCAGACGGGCCUGGUCAUGUACUGGCUUAAGCAGGGGGACACAUCUUGCACUGCAGGAUUUCAGUCCCUGGCGGCGUAGUGUGUUACUGAUGGUAGGCUUUGUUACUUUGGUCCCAGCUCUCUGCAGGUCAUUCACUAGGUCCCCCCGUGUGGUUCUGGGAUUUUUGCUCACCGUUCUUGUGAUCAUUUUGACCCCACGGGGUGAGAUCUUGCGUGGAGCCCCAGAUCGAGGGAGAUUAUCAGUGGUCUUGUAUGUCUUCCAUUUCCUAAUAAUUGCUCCCACAGUUGAUUUCUUCAAACCAAGCUGCUUACCUAUUGCAGAUUCAGUCUUCCCAGCCUGGUGCAGGUCUACAAUUUUGUUUCUGGUGUCCUUUGACAGCUCUUUGGUCUUGGCCAUAGUGGAGUUUGGAGUGUGACUGUUUGAGGUUGUGGACAGGUGUCUUUUAUACUGAUAACAAGUUCAAACAGGUGCCAUUAAUACAGGUAACGAGUGGAGGACAGAGGAGCCUCUUAAAGAAGAAGUUACAGGUCUGUGAGAGACAGAAAUCUUGCUUGUUUGUAGGUGACCAAAUACUUAUUUUCCACCAUAAUUUGCAAAUAAAUUCAUAAAAAAUCCUACAAUGUGAUUUUCUGGAUUUCUUUUUCUCAAUUUGUCUGUCAUAGUUGACGUGUACCUAUGAUGAAAAUUACAGGCCUCUGUCAUAUUUUUAAGUGGGAGAACUUGCACAAUUGGUGGCUGACUAAAUACUUUUUUUCCCCACUGUAUGCUGAGCACUUGUUGGCUGCUUUUCCUUCACUCUGCGGUCCAACUCAUCCCAAACCAUCUCAAUUGGUUUGAGGUCGGGUGAUUGUGGAGGCCAGGUCAUCUGAUGCAGCACUCCAUUACUCGCCGCCUUGGUAAAAUAGCCCUUCCACAGCCUGGAGGUGUGUUGGGUCAUUGUCCUGUUGAAAAACAAAUGAUAGUCCCACUAAGCGCAAAGCAGAUGGGAUGGCGUAUCACUGCAGAAUGCUGUGGUAGCCAUGCUGGUUAAGUGUGCCUUGAAUUCUAAAUAAAUCACAGACAGUGUCACCAGCAAAGCACCCCCACACCAUCACACCACCUCCUCCAUGCUUCACGGUGGGAACCACACAUGCAGAGAUUAUCCGUUCACCUACUCUGCGUUUCACAAAGACACAGUGGUUGGAACCAAAAAUCUCACAUUUGGAUUUCCACCGGUCUAAUAUCUAUUGCUCGUGUUUCCUGGCCGAAGCAAGUCUCUUCUUCUUAUUGGUGUCCUUUAGUAGUGGUUUCUUUGCAGAAAAUCGACCAUGAAGGCCUGAUUCACACGGUCUCCUCUGAACAGAUGAUGUUGAGAUGUGUCUGUUACUUGAACUCUGUGAAGCAUUUAUUUGGGCUGCAAUCUAAGGUGCAGUUAACUCUAAUGAACUUAUCCUCUGCAACAGAGGUAACUCUGGGUCUUUCUUUCCUGUGGCGGUCAUGAGAGCCAGUUUCAUCAUAGCACUUGAUGGUUUUUGCGACUGCAUUUUAAGAAACUUUUUAAAAGUUCUUGACAUUUUCCGGAUUGACUAACCUAAUAACCAAAUAGGGCUAUCUUCUGUAUACCACCCCUACCUUGUCACAACACAACUGAUUGGCUCAAACCCAUUAAGAAGGAAAGAAAUUCCACAAAUUAACUUUUAACAAGGCACACCUGUAAAUUUAAAUGCAUUCCAGGUGACUACCUCCUGAAGCUGGUUGAGAGAAUGCCAAAAGUGUGCAAAGCUGUCAUCAAGGCAAAGGGUGGCUACUUUGAAGAAUCUCAAAUAUAACAUAUUUUGAUUUGUUUAACACCUUUUUUUUGGUUACUACAUGAUUCCAUGUGUGUUAUUUCAUAGUUUUGAUGUCUUCACUAUUCUACAAUGUAGAAAAUAGUAAAAAUUAAAAAAAAACUGGAGUGGGUGGGUACUUUUGACUGGUACUGUAUGUUUGUCUUUAUACUCCAAAGUGCUAUAUAUGUUACAUGAUUCAUCUUUCUAGUUUAACCCUGUGCUCUGUAGCUUACUGGUAAUCAUCGUAGAUGCAUUAAGAGCCCUCAAGCCGUCGGCCACUAAAAUCAUGUUGUACUGUAGAAUCACAUGACGUGUGUCUCCAUCAUCAGCUCCGGCCCAAAGCCCUGUGAAGCCUGUCGACAGGAGGAGAUAUAUGAGGAGCCACAGUCCAUUCUCAAUAGUAAUGAGGUAAGGCUCUGUUCCAUUCAUUUAACUUCUAACAACAUCUCUGGUGAAUCAUGUUGCUCCUGGCAAAAAAAGGAUAUGGAUUUAAUUCACAAUUUCGAAAGUAUUUAUUACAGUUCAAUGUUUAAGGGAGAAAACUGAACUUGAGGGGAAAAAGUUAACCAUGCAGUUCUUGUCACUGCCCUCAGGCUUUUCCAGACAAUGCAGCUGGUAGAGAAAUCGCCAGCCUGCCUGCCAAAUGUAUCAGUGAGGGAUGCUCUUGGACUGGUUGCAUAAAAGAAUAUGAGGUAUAG
This is a messenger RNA of Coregonus sp. 'balchen', 6052 nucleotides long. The record is from the annotation of a GenBank genome assembly. Lineage: Eukaryota; Metazoa; Chordata; Actinopteri; Salmoniformes; Salmonidae.